Molecule: messenger RNA, 2018 nt
Organism: Truncatella angustata
Lineage: Eukaryota; Fungi; Ascomycota; Sordariomycetes; Amphisphaeriales; Sporocadaceae
Exons: 5
Coding region: 272-1789 (505 amino acids)
Biological process (GO): karyogamy involved in conjugation with cellular fusion; nuclear membrane fusion involved in karyogamy
Cellular component (GO): endoplasmic reticulum membrane
Source: RefSeq, a predicted model, not a curated record
GAUUAUUCAUGUUGAAGUGGCGGCGGGAAUGGACAAUACGGUGUGUCACGUAUUUGCGGCUGCACCUUUUCUUCAGACUUUCAAUCCUUGAAGUUUUCGAUCAUGACAUUCGGUUCCAAACUCUUUCCACCUUCGCCUUCUGGUUUUACUGCCACCUUGUCUUUCUCUUCCUUUCCUCUGAAUUCGCAAUCUCAUAACCCUACGCAAAACGCAUAUCAGAUUCUGACCUUCGGGUACUGGGUUCUGAGCUUUGUGGUAGGAAUUCAACAUCAUGGGUUUCAAGCGAGUGGCCAUCGCGCUGCUUUUUCUGGCAACCUCAGACCUCGCUGGAGCUUUCGGCUGGAUACCCCAGUCACUAUCAAGCUCAACUACUACUGGGGGCAGCAUAGAGGUACCACCUGGCCAUAGCUCGUCGCAGCCGCAUCAGACAUACCGCCGCCCCCUCACGUCAUAUGAAGUCGCUCUUAACGAAUUGCAGCAACUCGAGUCUGAGCCCGUAUGCCAUCGUACCGCAGCUAGACUACUUGUAAACAACUGCCAGGUCCUAGAUGGCAAGGACGAGGCGACGGUUUUGACCGACAGUGGCAGACAGAUUCGCGACUUCGUCGAUGCUUACGCAGCUAGCUUGGCGAUAUGCGACCUUGAGCGAGGUAGUUUCACGAUUCCGCCUGAGUGUUACAAGUUCAGGGAGCCCGCCCUGAAGCAUCUGUCUAUUGGUCAAACUGCUUUCCUUCAUGUCAGUACGCAAGAAAUUGACCGUUGUCUCUCAGGUCUUGGCUCGUCGGACUCUGGCUGGAACACUUGGAUCAGCUAUCGUCACAAGGCUUUGCGGUUCUGCGAAGCUGCUCGCGCAGAUAAUGAGAAAGCCGAGCAUAUUCGAAUUUUCCAGCGUCUCGCCAAAACCAUGAGUAGAUUGAAUGACGACAUGGAGGAGCAGCUAGACAGGCGCAUGGCCGAUCUCGACUCUCGAACUCAGGUUGCAACAGAACACCUGGAUCGUUUAUCACCUCAACUGGAUCGCAUAGGUACUAGUCUUGAUGGUCUAGAAGACCUCAUCUCUGGCGAUCUCGCUAUAGCUCUUCAGAGGUCAACCGAUAACGUCAAUGAUGGCAUUGAUAGUGCCGCAAACCUUCAAAGGGCUCUUGAAAUUCUGAUGCAAACUGUUCUUGCAACGAAUUCAGAAGCUGCAUCUGCCCAUGAGCGGUCAAUGGAGGUCGUAACUCAUAAGGCAGACGCGCAGCUGGCUACUAUCAUGACGGCGAUGACUUCCGCGGUUGCCUCUGCGGCUUCCCUACAAGAUCAGAUAGAAUCAGCGCAUGUUCAAAGUGCACAACUCGAAUACCGCCAAGCCCAUCUUGAAGAGGGAAUGGUACGCCUCAUAGAUAUGACUGAGUUUCUCACAAUAAAGUACGAUCAGCAUACUCAUAUUCUCUACGAGGCACAGAAUAUGACAAAUAAUAUCCUGGAUACCCUCGAGGACACAGCAGCAUCGGCCGCUAUCAUUGGCGAUGCAUUUUCAAAGCAGUCGUCAGCGACCUCUUGGUGGCCGUACAUCUGGUGUCCAGCAGCGUCUCUCGUCAUGGGCUCGUAUGGUCUUCCGCCUUCUGCGAUGCGUAAUAUAGCUCUGGUAGCACUUGGCGAAGCAGCAGGCUUCCUGGUUUCAUCUGUGCAGUUACUCUCGCUCACCCUUCCCUCAUUUAUGAGCCUAGGUUUCUCCAGCACCCUCGCACACAUUACGACUCUAGCUUCACCUACAGCAACAGCCACAAGCAGUAACCUCACAUCAUAACCUCUCUCGUUUCAGAUUUCUCACAUACAUAGCUUUUCACACAUUAGUUCUAGGAGACGGUCUGUAGCUGGGGCAAGGCUCUUAUCAUAUCAUUUCGGGUGGAAUGGCUUAUUUUGCCGAUUAAGGAGAAAGGUGCGGCGGACAGAUAUGGGUAGAUAAAAGGCAAGCUGGAGUUCAGAUAUGCAGUCUCUGGUCAUUUUGAUUUCACAGUAUCUCAUUAGCUGGUUGG